UUCGAACAAGUCCUGACAAGAUUCUUGCUCUUUAAUACGCUUCGAAACUCGAGACGACAUCUAAUGCGUAUUUAGAGCAUAUUUUAGCUCAUCAAAAAUAUGGGCUAACAAAUUGCCCCCAAAAAAUGUCUGCUUCGAUUCGAGAUCGAAGGAAGAUGAGAAGUUGACAUUUUUUUUUCUCUUCUUCUACCAGUUUUCCUGAAACGGCGUCAUGAUCGCACGUUCACUGUGUAACCGUUGCCUCGAUCUCCCACUACCCAUCAUUAAUUCCACUUUUCUAGGCAAAGUGGGACACGUGUCAUGCUGGGGAAUCGGAAGGGAAAUCUGAUGUGAUUGAUUUUUGACCAUUGAUUAUUAUAUUGUUUUUUCCCCUUUUAAAAAUGAAACUCCAUAAAUAGCGCCAGAAAACUCCAGAAAACCCUUCAGCUUCUCUGCUUCCAAAACCCUUCUUCUUCUUGUUGUAUCUCCGGCGAAACCUUUUCAUUUUCAGACAUCAACUUACUACUCCUUUCAUCAUCAACCUCACCGUGUCUCUGAGCUUUGCCAUUGUUCUCCGUGAGUCCAAGCUUUUACUCACUGAUUCCAUCAGUUACCAAACCCUUCGUAAGAAUCAUCCUCUUUCAAAUUUCUUACGAUGUCGCAAGAACAAUCAGUUCCGUUUGCUGGGAAGUGGCACCACUUUACAGUCAGGACUGAUGGAGAAAAGGUGGUUCCAGAACCACAUGGUGACGCCGAACAAACAGAAGCCUGGGAAUCAGAGGUGAUGAUCCCUUUCGCAGUGGAAAGAACAGUUUACGCUUUCGGUGGACCCCUGCCAGACCAAGAAUCACUUUCGAGUGCAAUGAACAAGGUAUUUCCCUGCUACCCAACUUGCGAACCUAGGAUUUUUGAUAGUGAGCCUUACAACUUUAAUUGUUUAAGCAAACCCCACAAACUCUUUCGAUCCGCCCCGUCAAUAGCCCAUAGGGAUUACCUACCUUGGCUUGAUCGAGUCGAACAAGCGUAUGAGGAUUUCUGGAAGACAUAUGGCAUCUUUGAUUUGAUACAAUUCUCUCGAUCUGGUCCUGAAUAUCGACCAGAAAUGCUGAUAGCAGCUAUGCACUUUUUCGAGUCUUCUACCAACACCUUUCAAUUUAAAUGUGGUAUGAUGACCCCCACUCUCUUAGAUGUAGCCGCCCUCACAGGCCUUAGGCCUAGCGGAGAAACUUAUGACCCCACUAAUUCUAGUGACAAUAUCAAGCUAGUAUAUAAGGAGAAUACCUUUUCCAAAUAUAUAGCUGAACACAAAGGACCCGUCGAAGAGGAGGUUUCUGAUGAAGAGCACGUAGCCUUCUUAACCCUGUGGCUAUCUCACUAUGUUUUUUGCACGAAAUCCUUGCAAGUAGCCAAAAGAUUUAUUCCAAUGGCAUUACAAAUUCAUGAAGGUCAGAACUUUGGAUUUGGACGCCUCUUGUUAGCAGUGCUAUACGAAUCGCUUGGUGAGGCAUGCGAUGAUCUGAAGAAGUCGAAGGAUGGGUCUUCCUUCUUAGUAUCUGGGCCUAUGUGGCUUCUCCAGUUGUGGCUUAAUGCCACCUUCGAACAAGAAAUGGGAUUAAUAAUCCCACAAGAUUAUGCUGAAGAAGUUGCAAAUCGCUCGAUCGAAGGCCAGAGAGCACUUCGAUUAACCCCCAAGACCUUAAUUCAAAACUCACAAAAGCUGUUCCUAAAGUACAUGAGGAUUUUUCUGAGCUUUGACAAGUUUCUUCCCCAACAUGCUCCAUUCAUUAGUCGAGAGGUUGGCCCGGCCUGGUUCACUGACUAUUUUCCUGCUGUCGAUCCGGACAAUGAAGAAGAAGUGAACGAAAUAUGGUCAUUUUACUUGAAUCCACAGAUCCUGUCUUGUCGUACAGGUGUUCAAUCGAACUAUUUAGGCCUGGUUGGAUACCAGCCUAAUUUGGUUUCAAGACAAUUUGGCCUCUCGCAAAUCCGUCCUAAAAGCUUGUUCGAAGAUCCUCGAGACGUCAUAAGAGGGGCCAAUCUUUCGGAAAAGACUUUCAAGAAGUUUUUGAAGAUUUCUCUUGAUGAAAACUAUAACCUGCAUCCUUUUGAGUUCAACCAUUCCCACUUCUGCACCAUGGGGUUUGUUACCUGGUGGGAGAAAUAUUAUUCGACCCGUUCAGUUGGAGACACUACUAUCAUGAUCUCCAGACUUGAGAGUGGUUUUAUACAACCAACGGUCGAGAAUAUCCGCUCAAACCUUCAGGCUCGAGGCAAAACAAUCAUGACGAAGAAAAGUGCUGAAACGUCUCGAGCUGAUGUGAGACCCAAGAAACCCACCGGGGUGAAGAUCCAAGAAGGGAAACAAGAAGAGAAGGUAACUCUUCUGAACUUAUCUUUUACUCUUAACGUCUUGCCUCAUAUUUCUUUAUUUUUUCAGAGUCAAAAGAAAGAUGAUAGCAUUGAUACUACCACGACUUCAAAACGCUCGAAGCAUGCGGUCGUCGAAUUAGACGAAGAGUAAGAUGCAAGUUUUAUUUCUAAUGUCAAUAUUAUAGCUUUCUUUCAAGUCUAUAUUCUGACAAUUCUUUACCCUCG
Molecule: messenger RNA, 2574 nt
Organism: Glycine soja
Lineage: Eukaryota; Viridiplantae; Streptophyta; Magnoliopsida; Fabales; Fabaceae
Exons: 2
Coding region: 635-2500 (621 amino acids)
Biological process (GO): meristem development; meristem maintenance
Source: RefSeq, a predicted model, not a curated record